GAGCUGGACAAGGCGCGCCCGCUCCCUGCUCGCGGAGCCCGGGACUCUCCUCCCUCCCGGGGCUGGGCUGUGCCCCUCCCGGAGCCCUCCCGGCAGCCAUGGGCUCGGAGAUGGAGCCGCUGUUCCUGGCCUGGAGCUAUUUCAGGCGCAGGAAGUUCCAGCUGUGCGCGGAUCUGUGCACGCAGAUGCUGGAGAAGUCCCCUUACGACCAGGAACCGGAUCCUGAGUUACCAGUAUGUCAGGCAGCCUGGAUUUUAAAAGCACGGGCGCUAACUGAAAUGGUGUAUGUGGAUGAAAUUGAUGUAGAUCAGGAAGGAAUUGCGGAAAAGAUGCUGGAUGAAAAUGCCAUUGCUCAAGUGCCACGUCCUGGAACCUCCCUGAAACUCCCCGGAACAAACCCAACAGGAGGGCCUAGUCCAGCCGUCAGGCCAAUCACUCAAGCUGGGAGGCCAAUUACAGGUUUCCUUCGGCCCAGUACUCAGAGUGGAAGGCCAGGCACCAUGGAACAGGCUAUCAGAACACCCAGAACCACCUACACAGCUCGCCCUAUUGUCAGCUCGUCUGGGAGAUUUGUCAGACUAGGAACGGCAUCCAUGCUUACAAGUGCUGAUGGACCUUUUAUAAAUUUAUCUAGAUUGAACUUAACAAAAUAUGCACAGAAACCUAAAUUGGCAAAGGCCUUAUUUGAGUAUAUCUUUCAUCAUGAAAAUGACAUUAAGACAGCUUUGGAUUUGGCCGCCCUUUCCACAGAGCACUCUCAGUACAAGGACUGGUGGUGGAAAGUACAGAUUGGAAAGUGUUACUACAGGCUGGGAAUGUAUCGGGACGCAGAAAAGCAGUUCAGAUCAGCUCUGACGCAGCAAGAAAUGGUGGAUACCUUUCUCUACUUGGCUAAAGUAUACAAUUCAUUGGAUCAACCUGUGACUGCUUUAAAUCUUUUCAAACAAGGCUUAGACAGAUUUCCAGGAGAAGUAACCCUACUUUGUGGAAUUGCCAGAAUCUAUGAGGAAAUGAACAACGCAUCAUCAGCAGCUGAGUACUACAAAGAAGUCUUGAAACAGGACAGCACUCACGUGGAGGCCAUCGCUUGCAUUGGGAGCAACCACUUCUAUUCGGAUCAGCCAGAAAUAGCUCUCCGUUUCUACAGGCGACUCCUGCAGAUGGGUGUUUACAACUGCCAGCUUUUCAACAAUCUGGGGCUCUGCUGCUUCUAUGCCCAGCAGUAUGAUAUGACUCUGACCUCAUUUGAACGUGCCCUCUCCCUGGCUGAAAAUGAAGAUGAGGCAGCUGAUGUCUGGUACAACUUGGGCCAUAUAGCUGUGGGUGUGGGAGACACGAACCUGGCCUAUCAGUGCUUCCGGCUUGCUCUGGUGAACAACAACCACCACGCCGAGGCCUAUAACAACCUAGCUGUGCUGGAGAUGCGGAAGGGCCAUGUCGAGCAGGCAAGGGCACUUUUACAAACUGCAUCAACUUUAGCACCCCAUAUGUACGAGCCUCAUUUUAACUUUGCAACCAUCUCUGAUCAGAUUGGAGAUCUACAGAGAAGCUAUGUUGCUGCUCAAAAGUCCGAAGCUGCGUUUCCAGAUCAUGUAGAUACACAACUUUUAAUUAAGCAGUUAAAGCAGCAUUUUGCUAUGCUAUGAUUAUUUCUUACACCAAAUGUAUUUUUAUAGUAUCAUUAUGCAGGGGGAAAAAGUUAUGUGUGCACAUACUCAUGUGUAAGGGGUGUAAUAGAAA
Molecule: messenger RNA, 1740 nt
Organism: Sorex fumeus (smoky shrew)
Lineage: Eukaryota; Metazoa; Chordata; Mammalia; Eulipotyphla; Soricidae
Gene: TTC8
Product: tetratricopeptide repeat domain 8
Exons: 15
Coding region: 99-1646 (515 amino acids)
Biological process (GO): non-motile cilium assembly
Cellular component (GO): BBSome; non-motile cilium; ciliary basal body
Molecular function (GO): protein binding
Source: RefSeq, a predicted model, not a curated record